Molecule: messenger RNA, 3535 nt
Organism: Leptonychotes weddellii (Weddell seal)
Lineage: Eukaryota; Metazoa; Chordata; Mammalia; Carnivora; Phocidae
Source: RefSeq, a predicted model, not a curated record
GCGGCCGCACGGGCACCUCCGAACCCCCGGGCGUCGGGAGGCGUCGGCGCUACCGCCGACCGGCGGCGGGUCCCGGGUUGCGACCCGGCCAGAGCGAAAAGGCGACGACACCAUGUUCUCCCUCAGGCCUCCCAGACCCACCUUCAGGUCCUACCUCCUGCCGCCGCCCCAGACUGACGAUAAGAUUAAUUCGGAACCGAAGAUUAAAAAACUGGAGCCAGUCCUUUUGCCAGGAGAAAUUGUCGUAAAUGAAGUCAAUUUUGUGAGAAAAUGCAUUGCAACGGACACAAGUCAGUACGAUCUGUGGGGAAAGCUGAUCUGCAGUAACUUCAAAAUUUCCUUUAUUACGGAUGACCCGCUGCCGUUACAGGUGUGUGUUAUUUGUGUGCUGUUUUAUUGGAUCAAGGAUUUGACUCUGAGCGGGUUCAUGAACUUCCGUGAUUAUUCUUCCCUUUCUCUUUUCAGGGCAUUCCUUAAACAUUCAGUAGAGCUCGUGUACGUUCUAGAAAGCCGACAUCUCUCCGUCAUCCUACAAGAGGAGGAGGGAAGAGACUUGAGCUGUAUUGUAGCUUCUCUUGUUCAAGUGAUGCUGGAUCCCCAUUUUAGGACAAUUACAGGAUUUCAGAGUCUGAUCCAGAAGGAGUGGGUCAUGGCCGGAUAUCAGUUCCUAGACAGAUGCAACCACUUAAAGAGAUCCGAGAAAGAGUGUCCCUUAUUUCUGCUGUUCUUGGAUGCCACGUGGCAGCUCCUGGAACAGUACCCGGCGGCCUUCGAGUUCUCGGAGACGUACUUAGCAGUGCUGUACGACAGCACCCGCAUCUCCCUCUUCGGCACCUUCCUCUUCAACUCUCCUCACCAGCGGGUGAAACAAAGCACGGAAUUUGCUAUCAGCAAGAAUAUCCAGUUGGGUGAUGAAAAGGGUCUAAAAUUCCCCUCGGUUUGGGACUGGUCUCUCCAGUUCACAGCGAAGGACCGCACCCUUUUCCAUAACCCCUUGUACAUCGGGAAGAGCACGCCCUGCGUCCAGAACGGUUCUGUGAAAUCUUUCAAACGGACAAAGAAAAGCUACAGCUCCACGCUGAGAGGAAUGCCGGCUGCCUUCAAGAACGGCGUCCUCGGCGACCAAGACUUAGUCCCCAGGAGAAAUUCGUUAAUCCUACCAGCAAAGCCCGAGCCCCCUCAGCACCCCGACAGCCGGCAGAGCGGGCUGGAGCGCUACUUCACCGAGUGGUGCUCCAGACCGGCCGACCUGCACGGCGUCCUUCUGCCGCACGUGUCCGGGCCGCGCGUGAAGCUCUGGAAACUCUGCUACUUCCGCUGGCUGCCGGAGGCGCAGAUCAAGCUCGGCGGCUUCAUCACUGCCUUUCACAAGCUCUCCGUGCUGGCCGACGAGGUGGACGCGCUCAGCAGGACGCUGCGGCAGCCCCGGGCCGGCCCCCCGCAAGCCUGCUCUCCGGGGCUGGACAAGAGCAGGAUGUACUUCCGGGCCGGCGGCCCGCACGACGCCUCGGGGACGCCGGACUUCCUCUCCUCCUCCUUUCCCUUCUCCCCCGUAGGCAACCUGUGCAGGCGAAGCAUUUCGGGAACGCCACUAAGCAAAUUUUUAAGUGGGGCCAAAAUAUGGUUAUCUACUGAGACACUAGUAAAUGAAGACUGAAGGGUCCUAUUUGCUGAACGUUUGGAGGGAAGCCACAGACUUCUCCUCUGAAUUAAAAUUGCUAACCUAGGCAUUUGAGGCUCUAAGAAUUUUCUAUGUCAGAAUAACAGUGGAAAUUUGCACUAAUAUUUGGAAACCUGUUGAAUUAGGCUUCCUUCGUAAUUUUUUUUUUUUAGAAACAGGCAGAACUUCUCUUUUUGAUGGCCUCUUUUUGCCAUUGCAGGUCUGGCCAGUUGUAGGUGAUCUGGAGGCAGACCUUCCCCCACUCUUACUACUGUGAGCAAACCAGUUAACAGGAAAGUUCGGAAAUUAGUGUGUAGUAGAUUUUCAAGAUGCAUCCGGUAAGCUCCCCGCACAGGCGUUAGGAGGUAUUCAUAGAUUUUUCCGGUCACUGUCCGUUCUCUGCGAUCACCUGAGGGCUCAGUAUUUCCAAGGCCAUAAUUUAUUGUAGAUCACCUUGUUUGGGACCGUAGAUCACUGUGUUUUAAAAUCCUGAGUUUGCUUUCACCUUCAUAGGACUAAUAUGCACGGUUGACUUCGAAAGCAUUUGCUGUAGAUAAUACCAACUUAGAAGUGCCUUUGACAUUAAUAUUAAUUAAGGUACGCAUUAACACAAAGUAAACCACAGUUGCAGUUUUUAAAAUAAGGGUGUUAAAAGCCUGCAUAUUGGAAACAGGCUUUUCGCCUCGGAGCUUCCUGCCGGUAGCCAGGAGUCCCCCAGAGCACAUUGCCUUCCCUCUGAGAGUCAGCGAGGACAAGCGGGCGUGGGGGGGGCGGGGGUCCGCGUUGGUGGGACCGCAGCCGGGGAGAGUGCUGUCCGCCAAAACCCUCCCGCAGAAAGAGCCCGCUUGCUCCCGGGGGGCGUUUGGGGCGUCGCCGUCUAUGCCCAGGGUGGUAGGCGGUCGCGGACACUUGCCCUUGGAGAUCACUAAGGCGGCCGUGAGUCCGCUCGCCUGUGCGGAAGGCCCUCCUCCCCCCGACGAAGUGCCUGGCGGCGCCGUAGAGCCAACAGGGCAAAUGACAGUGCACUUCUCUCAAAAGACCGCCAUUUCCGUGUGGAGAGAAGCCCCCCGCCCCCCGGCCUCUGCCAGCCGUGCGGAGAGGGAGAAGCGCGCACACAGGUGUGUGGGGGUCACCCCGUGGGACCGGAAGCGAGCGAGCGCUGCGGGCUCCUUACGGCAGUGGCCUUCACCGCUCCCUCCGAUGCGCGCCCCCAGGCCCUGUUGACAGGUGGAUGUUUUCAAAUUGGGCUGUUACUUAGAGUUUCUUCAUUAAACUGCCGUCUUAAGCUUUACAGAAGUUUUGCAGUGAAGUGGUUAAUCUUUUCUAAAACAAGUUUUUUCAGAGCAGUGUCUUACUGUCACGUGUAAUGAAUAGCUGUUUCUGUUUGAAUUAUUCACCUUUUUAAGAUUGAUGUCUCUGGACUUUGAGGACAGAAGUUUUCAUAAAAUGUCUUCGGAAAUUCAUCUGUGAAUAAGCCCAAUGUUUUUGCCAACCUAGGCCUAGAAAGUCGGGGCUUUUCUCAGUAGCACUGUUACUAUAAACGUUUUAUAGUCCCUGAUUGGAAACCAGUCCCAGGCCCCUUAAAAUCCCACAGCGUAUCCUGCCACAGAAAGUGUCAUAAUUCUCCCUUUUUGAUUAAGCUGCCUUUUUAUUAUUACAAAUUAUUCUAAACUGGGGGGUUUUGGAGAGGGAUUGUUGAGCAUUUGUAUCUUUAUACUUCUCUUUCCUCACACAUUUAUCUCAACUCCUUGAGCAAUUUUUUUGUUAAUUUACAAGUUUAAAGGAGAUUAGGUACUAUCAAUACUGUUUUAAAAUAGAAAAUGUGCAUAUUUUUGUAUGAUAAUCAAACGUAGUAAAAUACGGUUUUUCGUUUUA